CUAAAGAGAAAUCCAGACAUGAGGAAGGUUUUGUUAGUGGAACCUGCCAUUGCCAUUUAUGCUUUUGCUUUCUUCUUGACUGUACCGGUGAUUCAGCAGUAUAUUUAUCGGAGGAUAUGGGAAGAAACAAGCAACUCCAGUUUAAUGGAAAAUACUACUACUACUUACUGUGAACUAAACAAAAGUAAUCCAGCCUAUAUCAAACAGAAGGAAGUCCAAGAAAAGACCUCUCUUUUUCUCAUGGAGAUGGACUUAACUAGCACAGUUCCCAGCAUUUUGGUUGCCAUUAUCCUUGUAGCUGAUGGGGAUCGCCAUGGACGCAAAAAAUCUUUAGUUCUGCCUUCAGUGGGAGGUCUUAUAUCCAACAUUCUCCUCAGUGCAUUAUCAUAUUUCUCCCUGUCCCACUCUAUUUUUUUUGCAAUUUCAUUUUUUGGUUCACUGUUUGGAAGCCUUGCAACUUUCAUUGGAGGAGGCUUUGCCUUUAUAGCUGACCUAUGUAAGGAAGAGAAGCAGAAAACUAUACGCAUAGCUGCGGUUGAUUUGAUUUUUGGACUUUCUUCUGGAUUAGCAGGACUGACUUCUGGCUACUUCAUAAGGGGAUUAGGCUUUCCAUGGACAUUUGGGGUUGCUUCUCUGCUUCACCUUAUUAAUAUUUUCUAUAUUAUAUUUUGGCUAGAGGAAACAGUACGUGUAUCAGAAUUCCAGCAAAACACAUCAGUAUCUUGUAUAGAAGGUCUUAAAGAAACAUUUUCUGGAGUGUACAUGCUUUUUAAAGCUUCCACUUGUAAAAAACGAACUUUAAUCAUUGUAUUGCUUUUUACCUUCAUGAUGUAUUUUUUUACCUGGAUUGGUGGGAGUUCUCUUUUUACGUUGUAUGAAUUGGAUGAACCACUCUGCUGGAAUGAAAUCUAUAUAGGAUAUGGAGCAGCUACAUUCACUUCUAUUUCUCUGACCAGUUUUUUAGGAGUUUAUUUGUUUUCACAUUGUCUCAGGGACAUCUAUAUUGUCUUCAUUGGGAUGUUUUCUUACAUUGGAGGAAUAGUCAUGGCUGCUUUUGCCAAAACUACACUGCUCAUGUUUUUAGUGAGGGUGCCCUCUCUCCUAUGUUUUAUGCCCAUUCCAGUUCUACGGUCUAUGUUGUCGAAAGUGGUUCUGGCUAGUGAACAAGGUGCUGUGUUUGCUUGCAUUGCCUGCUUAGAAGUUUUGACUGGUGCCUGUUCAUAUGCAGUCUUUAAUAGUCUCUAUGCAGCCACUGUAGCUUGGUUUCCAGGCUUCAGUUUCCUCUUCUCAGCUGGUCUUUGUAUAAUUCCACUGGCUGUCCUGUGCUGGCUUAUGUGCACCAGCUGGCACGAAGAGGACUUGGCAUCACGUGAAUAUGAAGAAGUAUCCAGUGAAGAAAGUAAUGAGAGAUGAACAAAGAAUUCACCUACUCGGGGUUUCUGAUGUGUAGUGGCACAAACUGGGGAGAGAGUCUGACAGUUGUAGAUGAAAACUGGACAGUAAAUCUUCAACAAUGACCAUAUAACUGCUAGCAUUUCCAGUCUUCCUAUUUGAUGCUAGAAUGAGUAUAAUCCUUAUAUUUAACUAUACAAAAAGGGUAAGUGUAGAAAGUCUAUCAGUUUUUAAAGUAUAGCAAAAACAAUUUAAAUUAUCCAUUUAUGAAUCAGAAUUUAGAAUGACUUUUUAUAUGCUGUGCUCUAGGAUAGUGUUUCUCAACCUUUUUUUUAUAAAGUACCCCUUUAAAAAAACAAACAUUCAGUUUUCUCUAAAUUUCAGUUGUGUUGACGUACCCCCCAGACUUCUCUUGAGUACCCGUAAGGGUACUCGUACCAUUGGUUGAGAAACACUGCUCUAGGAUUUGCAAAUGUCUCUUUCAGAAUUAAGAAAAAAAUGUCAGAGCCAUAUUUUGUUCUCUCUCAGGUCUGAAAUGGAUUUGAAGUGAUAUGGUGCAGCUUUGUCAUCUUAAUUUGUGUGACAGUGAGAGUUUUCUUAAUUAUCAGCUUGUAUAAAUCACUGUAGUUCUAUUGACGCCAAUGGAGCUAUGCCAGUUUGCACCAUCUGAGGAUCUGGCCCACAGUGUGCAUCUCAAAGGAUUUUUGUGUUACUGUAGAGCCUAUAGGACAGUUUAAAAUGAGCAAAUACUUGAAAUCAAAUUCAUGUUACACAGGUUUAAAAGAAAGCAGUGUACAUCUGGGGUUAAGCUUGGGUUAUGAAAAAUUACAAGUAUCGGUUACAAAGUUCACAAGAUACAUAGGGUACACAACCAGCAUUGUCCCAGAUUAAGCUGUGUGAAUUUUUAAGCAGAAGACAAUGUGUUCUUAGGUACUCCAACCAUCCAGCUCCAUUGUUUUGGAUUCUUGAUAUGGACACUCAGCUUGUUGAAACACCGCUGAGGCCAGCUUGUUUCAUACACAUCAACCAGCUGCAAUAUUGUGAUGACUUUUGCUCAUCGCCUUCAGUGUACACUCUAAUCUCUAAUUGUAUUCCUACAGUCAUUGGAUGGAUACGGACAUAAUCUCACUCAUAAGUUAAGUUAUUAAUUUUACAUAGAAAUUGUUGUGCCAGAACACAGUAUAUCCAUCCCCCGUCUUGUAUAUGGCAGUGACAAAAGUGAGAAGAGGUAUCUGUUCCUGACCCUAGCUCAGGAGUGGGCAGUUUUUGGUGGGAGGGGGACCAUUCCAAAUUUUUGGAAAGUGGUCAAGGGCUGAACUUUUCUGUGGAGAGGAUGGAGGUUGGGUACAGAAGGGUGCACAGGGUGAGGGACUAGGGUGCAGGAGAUGGUGUGAGGAGUUUGGAGUGAAGGAGGGGGGUGAGUUGGGUCAGGAGAAUGGGAUGCAGAGUCUGUGUAGGUGUUUGGAUGCAGGAGAGGAUUCUGGCCUGAGGGAGGGGUGUAAGAGGGGGUACAGUGGAUUUGGAUGGUGACCUGGGGGAGGGGCAGGGGUUCCAGAGGGAAGCUGUAGCUGGGAGGUGCUUACCUAAGUGUCUCCUGGCCAGCAGCACUGCAGCGUCCCCAAGAAAGGCUGGACUCCCUGCCUGCUGCAGCCCCAGACCACUUCAAACUCUAGGCUGCACCCUUGAGGGCUGUGUCUAGACUGGCUAGUUUUUUCGGAAAAUCAGCUGCUUUUCCGGAAAAACUUGCCAGCUGUCUACACUGGCCGCUUGAAUUUCCGCAAAA
Messenger RNA from Pelodiscus sinensis (Chinese soft-shelled turtle), 3175 nucleotides. Lineage: Eukaryota; Metazoa; Chordata; Testudines; Trionychidae. The record is from RefSeq and is a predicted model, not a curated record.